AUGCCGACUACAAAGGCUAUCAUCGUCUCAGACUACAAAACGAUAUCUGUCGAGGACGUCAAAGUACCCCAGCUCCGUGACGAAUGGGUCAUCGUUCAGGUCAGGGCCGUGGCCCUUAACCCAGCUGACUUCAAGAAGAUUGACUGGGGAGAUGCAGAUGCUGGCUCAAGGCUAGGAUAUGACUACGCGGGAAUCGUGUAUGAGGUAGGUAGCAAAGUCACUAAAUUUCAAGAAGGAGACAGAAUUGCCGGGUUUGUUCACGGAGGGGAUGCUACGAACCAUGACAAUGGUGCAUUUGGCGAGCUCAUCACCGCCAAGGCCUGCAUUCAAAUAAAAAUUCCGGAUCACUUGGACUUUAUCGAAGCAUCGACGCUUGGGGCUGGCAUGAUAACAUGUGGUCUUGGAUUAUACAAACAUCUCCAGCUGCCACUACCGCCAGCAAAAGUUCAACAAUCAACCUCCAUCCUCAUCCACGGGGGGAGUACAGCUACAGCCACCCUCGGCAUCCAGCUCGCCAAGGCAUCCGGGCUGUAUGUCAUUGCGACCGCAUCACCUUACAACUUUGACAACGUCAAAGCUCUAGGCACUGACGCCGUGUUUGACUACCAUUCCCCUGACUGCGGUGAACAGAUCCGCGCGCUAACAGAAAACAAACUCAAACUCGCCUUGGACUGCGCCGGAGAAGGCGAGGUGAUAUGUGGGAAGGCCCUAAGCAGUGUCGAGCCCAGUCUCUUCUGUACCAUCUUUUAUCCCAUCAAUGAGCAGCUGCUGAAAGAUACCAACCCGCUUGCACAAGGGCCUCUUCUCACUGCCGCAUACAACGCUUUUGGUGAAUCCUGGAAGCUUGGUGGCAAUCCCAUAGACGCCAACAUAGAGGAAAUGGAAUUUUCGGCCAAGUUCGUCGACAUUGUAUACGAACUCCUGGAGCAGGGGCGCCUUCAUCCGAUAAAACCAACGGUAGAUAGGUUUGGUGCUGGACUGCAAGGUGUGAUCAAAGGAGUUGAUGAGCUUCGACAAGGAAAGGUCCGUGGCACAAAAUUGGUUUAUACGAUCUAG
Molecule: messenger RNA, 1056 nt
Organism: Clonostachys byssicola
Lineage: Eukaryota; Fungi; Ascomycota; Sordariomycetes; Hypocreales; Bionectriaceae
Source: the annotation of a GenBank genome assembly